Messenger RNA from Chara braunii, 6106 nucleotides. NCBI's taxonomy places the organism in Eukaryota, Viridiplantae, Streptophyta, Charophyceae, Charales, Characeae. The record is from the annotation of a GenBank genome assembly.
ACUUCCAAUGGUUGCCUCUUCCCCCAUCUGGUUCCUUGCCGAAGCCGCAUUGCAACACCCUAAUGGCGGAGCUACGCAACUACUUGCACGCUGCAGUACCAGCUCCGUUGAUGGAAGACGGAGUAGCAGUUGUUGACCUUCGCGAGUACAUUGUGAAGAUUGACCGCGAGUACACCACGCAAUGGUACGACGACACCGACGCACCGUUACUCUACGUCCGCAUUCAGAUCGGGAAGGCGACCUGCAGCGCCUUGAUUGAUUGUGGAGCUACUCGCAACUACAUCAGCCAGGAUUUCAUGACCCGCGCCGGCUUUGGGCCGCGCGUUCGAAGGAAAUCGAAGCCCACGCAAGUCACGUUGGCCGACGGUCGUACGCACAAGUCCAUCGACCGGUGCAUUGACUCCGUCCCCGUGUCCUUCGCCCCGCUUGCACGCGAGGUCGUGUCCUUUGACAUAUUGGACACAAAGUUCGACAUGAUCUUGGGCAUGUCAUGGUUGCGCAGCGAGGACCACCCAGUGAACUUCUACCGCCGCACCCUCGCUGCAAUCGAGGCUGAGGAACAACGCCAGCUGGCAGUCAAGGCUGCCCAGCUACAGGCUGAUGAAGCCGCAACAGCAGAGAAGCUGCGGCUACAGGCCGAAGCAGACGCAGAUGCCCAAGCUCGCCGCAAGGAAGCCCAGGCUCUGCUGCAGCGGCAUGAAGCCAGCAGCAUCGAGAAACUCAAGUACUGGCAUUUUGAACCAAACGGCGACGAGGCAACACCGGAAGAGCAUCAUAAGGAGUUCAUGGCCAAGCUCGUGAGCAGGUUGGCUUACACAUGUAACCACCUACAGUCCGAGCUGGCAAACCUUCAGCGGGCCGUGCGGAAUCAGAAGACUCAGCACGAGGAUGCCACACGGGCACUGGACGCCCGUGUACUGGACCUCGAACAGGCUGUACCAGGAUCAACUGCUGGGGCUUCCAGCAGUGCAUCCUCUAGCCGCCAACUGGAGGAACGCGCUGACCAUGUAGUGGCAAUGCUAGGAGACAUAAGUGUCUUCACAGAGCCGGCCACCAUCAGCCAGCGGUUCGAGUUGUUGGACUCCAAGAUCAGUCAGCAACAGCAGAAAGACCACAUCCACAACAACAGCUUGGCGAGGCCAUACAAGAUGCCGACGUUCCGGAUCGAGAAAUUUGAUAACUACACACAUCAAGACCCGGUCGUCUGGUGGCAAGGAUUUACAACAGAGUUGGGGAUUCACGAAGUCCCUGACCAUCUGUUCAUCAGUGCUCUGUUCAUCAACGCCAAGGGAGGUUGUCAGAUCUGGCUCAGCCACAUGGCAACCAUCCACGGCGUCCAGGUUUCAGACCUGUACAAGAAGGUCUCCCGGGAGGACAUGACAAAGGAAUGGAAGAAGCGGUUCAUCGUCGACGACGCCCCGACACUCGCCGUCAACCGCAUCUUCACGAUGGCUCAAGGGAGCACACCAACACGUGACUGGCUCACAGAUUGGCAGAAAAUCGUGGCGACGCCCGAUUUGGACUUGUCAUUUCUGCAUCUGCGGCGUGAGUUCUACAACAAGUCAUGCGCCGCUCUCAGCCUCACACUGGGUGAUCGUGAGCAGUACAGCAUUUUCGCAGAGAUCAUCAACAAGGCGAGAGAGCUCAUCAAGACUAACAAGCCGGCUGCACACGAGAAGUCCACGUGGCAGCCAACCUAUGUGGAGAAGGUACGAACUGGUCCGCGACAGCAGCAGUUCACUGCAGUCCAGUCGGACAGUGGAGAUAACCCAGCAGCCACUCCAGCAUCAAGUGACGGAGACCAGGUGGCUGCUGUCCAGUCGACAGUUUCCAUGGGUCAAGUUUGGCUUGACCGAGGCGGAGUACAAAGUCUGUGGCCGCUACGACAGCUACUAUUGGUGCAACAGCACCAAGCACAAGACCUCCCUGUGCCAAGAUCAGGGCAAGGAGGAUCUGCGACCCCGCCUCAGCUCACGAAACUUAGCUCCGCGGAAGGUGAGGCGACUCCACCUUCUACUCCGCCAGAUUCGGCCGCCUUGCUAGCGGCCUCCUGCACAUCUGGGGAGGAUCCGAAUGUCGCAAGUCCUCGGUAUACUUACGAGGAUUAUGUUGUCCACUUGGUUCCACCGUUGGACCAACCGCUCCACGUGCAACAGUUCACCGCAUGCACGGUUUCAUCACCAUCGGCAACGGAUUCGACAGCUUCGCCGCAAUCUAUCGUCGGGGAUUCGACGUCAUGGUCAAGACUUGAUGAGCUCGACCCGUUCACGUUCACGGACUUCCAGUGGAUGCCCGUUCCCUCGACCGGACGAUUGUCGAAACCGCAUUGCAAUGUGCUCAUGGCACAAUUGCGGGACUACUUGCACACUGCAGUACCAGCUCCGUUGAUGGACGCCGGAGCAGAGGUUGUCGACCUUCUCGCGUACAUCGCGAAGAUCGACCGCCAGUUCAAGACUCAACGGUACGACAACAUCGACGCACCAUUGCUAAACAUACGCAUUCAGAUCGGAGAGGCGACCUGCAGUGCCUUGAUCGAUUGCGGAGCAUCUCGCAACUACAUCAGCCAGGACUUCAUGACGAUCAGGAACGCCAGCCCUCUCCCACGCAUCGACGACCUUCUCGAGCGAUUGGGCGGCGCCCAAUUCUUUUCUAAGCUGGAUCUCAAGUCAGGGUACCACCAACUCGAGAUUCGCAAGGAGGAUCGCUACAAGACCGCGUUCAAGACACGGUAUGGGCAUUUCGAAUGGCUGGUCAUGCCAUUUGGCCUUACGAAUGCCCCAACCACUUUCCAAGCGGCUAUGACGACGGAGUUCCAACACAUGCUGGAUUGUUUCGUACUUAUCUACCUCGACGACAUUCUGGUUUACAGCCGGAGUCUGGACGAGCAUGUGGAACACCUGUGCACCGUUUUGGAGUGGCUACGACAUGCCAAGUACAAAGCAAACCGCGACAAGUGUGAGUUCGCACAGCAGGAGCUGGAGUACUUGGGACACUAUGUGACGCCRCAAGGCAUCCGUCCGCUUGCGGACAAGAUCGAGGCCCUACGAGUAUGGCCCGAGCCCACCAACACCACGGACGUUCGUUCAUUCAUGGGGUUGGCGGGCUACUAUCAGCGAUUCAUCACCGGAUACUCCAGGAUUGUUGCACCUAUGACGAGGUUACAGUCGCCAAAGGUGCCAUUCGUAUUCGAUGACGACGCACGCCAGUCAUUCCAAGCACUUAAGACGACUAUGCUCAUGGCACCCGUCCUUAGCAUCGACGCGAGUGACUACGGACGCUUCCGGCUAUGGCAUUGGGGCAGUCUUGGAACAGCACGACGGCGACGAUUGGCACCCUGUGGAGUGAGGGGAGCACUGAGCACGAUGGAGAGAUUGACUAUAAGCGCCCUUGUCGUCAUAGAUGUACAUGCAAGAGAUGUAGUGACUGAACUGAAGGAGAAAGGGGUCUCCAAGGAGACGGAUUUUGAAUGGCUUAGCCAAAUGCGGUAUGAAAUGGAGGAUGGACUGGUGGUGGUCCGGAUGAUAAAUGCAGCAAGGAACUAUGGGUACGAGUACUUGGGAAACACCACACGGCUUGUCAUCACUCCACUGACAGAUAGAUGCUAUCGUACCCUUAUGGGAGCCCUGCAUCUCAAUCUGGGGGGUGCGCCGGAGGGUCCAGCUGGAACAGGAAAGACGGAGACAACGAAAGAUCUGGCAAAAGCACUGGCCAUGCAGUGUGUUGUCUUCAACGGCUCCGACGGUCUUGACUUUCUUGCAAUGGGAAAGUUUUUCAAAGGUCUCGCUGCUUCUGGCGCUUGGGCGUGCUUCGACGAAUUCAAUCGAAUUGAUCUGGAGGUGCUAUCCGUCGUUGCCCAGCAGAUCUUGACCAUCCAACGUGCAAUCAUGGCAAAGCUGGAGCGUUUCGUCUUCGAAGGGACCGACAUUCCUCUCGUACUUACUUGCGCAACUUUCAUCACCAUGAACCCCGGCUACGCAGGCCGUUCUGAGCUUCCGGAUAACCUCAAGGCCCUUUUCAGGCCUGUUGCUAUGAUGGUUCCAAACUAUGCAAUGAUCGGGGAGAUCAUUCUCUACUCCUUCGGCUAUCAAAAGGCACGGGACAUGUCGAGGAAACUUGUUGCCACGUACCGGCUUUGUAGUGAGCAGCUCUCCUCACAGGACCAUUACGACUAUGGCAUGAGAGCAGUUGUUGCAGUUCUGCGUGCUGCGGGGAAUCUAAAGCGUCGAUAUAAAGAUGAUGAUGAAGCAGUACUUGUCCUCCGUGCGAUCAGAGAUGUUAAUCUCCCUAAGUUCCUGAACCAUGAUAUCCCUCUGUUUGAAGGAAUCAUGUCGGACCUGUUUCCUGGUGUGGUGUUGCCGAAACCGGACUAUGAUGCGAUUAUUGACGCAAUCAAGCAGAAUUGUGAGAAGAACAACCUGGUCCCCGUGGAUGCUCUUGUCCGUAAGAUCAUUGAGCUGUAUGAGAUGAUUGUUGUGCGGCACGGUCUCAUGAUUGUCGGCCACUCAUUUGGGGGCAAGACUGUUAUGUACCGGAUACUGGCGGCUGCAUUGGGAGAUCUCUGUGCUGCAGGCCUGAUGGAAGAAAAAAAGACAAGGUAUGAUGUUAUAAAUCCAAAGUCAAUUACUAUGGGACAGAUGUAUGGACAAUUUGAUGCUGUGUCGCAUGAAUGGACAGAUGGUGUGUUGGCGAUGACUUUCAGGAAGAUGGCAGUGGAUCGCAGUGAAGAUCGCAAAUGGAUUGUCUUUGAUGGGCCUGUCGAUUCCAUCUGGAUCGAGAAUAUGAACACCGUGCUUGAUGACAACAAGAAGCUAUGCCUGAUGAGUGGUGAGAUCAUUCAAAUGUCUGCACCGAUGACCUUGAUCUUUGAAGUUCAAGAUUUGGCAGCGGCAUCACCAGCAACGGUCAGCCGUUGUGGCAUGGUGUACGUCGAACCCGCUGCUAUUGGAUGGCGUCCAUUAGUGCAGAUAUGGGCCAAAGGCUUGCCGGCAAUACUGACAGACGCUCACAGAGAACAAGUCAUGAAAAUGUUUGAGUGGAUGGUUCCUCCCUGCCUGCGCUGCGUCAAGAAGAACUGCAAGCAGAUUCUUCCUAUGCAGGAACACAACAUGGUGCAGAGUCUAAUGCGCCUCUACAAGGCUCUCAUGUACCCAGAGCUCAUGACUCAUGAGAUGGCAGUGCGAAUAGAUCCGACGGCGAUCACUGCAUGGCUUGAUGGGUUGUUUCUCUUCUCUCUCAUCUGGACUCUCGGAGGCUGCAUUAACGCAGCAGGUCGUCCGAAGCUUGACCAUCUGAUUCGCAAGCUCCUGGCAAACCAGCCUCCUGAGGAAUACAAGCCCUUCAUUGUUGCCCCAGCGCGAAAGGUCGCAGUGCCUAUUCCAGAAGGCAAACUGGUUUAUGAAUUCUUCUUCCUCAAGGAGAAGGCAAAAUGGGUACCAUGGAGUGAGUUGAUGGACGCUAAACCGCUCUCUUUGGAGUUGGAAUUCCACAAGAUCAUCAUUCCGACUACGGAUACAAUCAGAUACACUUUCUUGCUCCAAACCCUUGUGACACAGUUGGUCCCUCUCUUGUUGGUUGGGCCCACUGGUACAGGCAAGACGGUCUAUAUCAAGCAGUUUCUGGGGAAGGACCUCGAUCCCACCAAGUUCCAGUCCAUGUUCUUCAAUUUCUCGGCUCAGACGAGUGCAAAUCAGACGCAGGACAUCAUUGACAGCAAAUUGGAGAAACGGCGGCGAGGUGUAUAUGGGCCAACCCUUGGAAAACAGUAUGUGAUUUUUGUUGAUGACUUAAAUAUGCCUGCUCCAGAAAAGUAUGGAGCCCAGCCGCCAAUAGAACUGCUUCGCCAGUGGAUGGACCAUGGGGGAUGGUGAGUGGAUUUUUCUGUCAUGCAUCUUUCAAAAGCACCCUGGUGCAUUUUUCGUCUUCUGAAGUCUUUGUCCAAUGAUGCCCUUUUCUUCUUUUUUUUUUUCUUUUUUUUUUUUUGACUGUCAGCUUGCCCUGCUUCCAACUCUCCUCUCAGGACUAUUAUAAAGAGCCUGUCAGAUACCACAUAAAUAGCAAGAGAGGUCUAAGCAGCCGCACUUCUUCCAACCUCUAUGUACACCCUAAG